Ostrea edulis (European flat oyster) is the source of this 1464-nucleotide messenger RNA. RefSeq lists its product as uncharacterized. The transcript is spliced from 3 exons. The coding region runs from base 291 to 806 and encodes 171 amino acids. NCBI's taxonomy places the organism in Eukaryota, Metazoa, Mollusca, Bivalvia, Ostreida, Ostreidae. The record is from RefSeq and is a predicted model, not a curated record.
GUUACAGUUCUUUGGCUACUACAUCUGAGGGAGUGCAGACACUUUCUGACAGUGUUUCCGGGAAUACUUUGCAAACUGAAGUACCGCAAGUACCAUCCAAUCAAAGUACUUCCGCAAACAACGAUCCUUCAAAUGAAGAUGGGUCCAACACUUGUCCUCUUCUGUCUUUUUCUACGACAUCCGGUUUUAGAAAUGAAAGAGAAACUAUUUCUUGUGGCUUAACAACGAACCCCUGUAUAACCUGUCGACCACAUGCACUUAACCAAAACCAUGUAUUUUCCAUAGUCCAAAUGGCUGAAGAGAAUCUGAAUAAUUUGAUAUAUAGUACUAAAAGUGUACUAUCAGAAAUUCUCAAAAUUUAUGGGUUACCUGCCAACUCCCAACUGGUACAGAAACUCAGAACUAUAAAGUUUGGUUGCUUUUCAUCAAAGCUGGCAGCAGAUGAUGAGACAAGUGCUGAAGUUCAAAUCCAGGAGUUAUACAAGUCAUUUGUCAAAAGUUAUGCCUUUCUUGACAUGACGAACAAAGCCGUACGGGAAGUCGAUCCUACUUCUGAAAUUUACAAAGAGGUCGAGCAACUAAAGAUACAAAUCAGAAAAAUUAUCUGUAAAAUAGAUCUGUUAUUAAGAAACAAAGGCAACGUUAUGAAUGAUUUCCCUCUUUAUGUCAAACGGAAGGAAACUACCAUUUUUUUCCCACAAUUCAGUUUAGGCAUGAACUUGUACAUAUAUGUAAAUCAGAUACAGGAUUUUCUGGAAACUUUAGACUUUGUUCUAAGAAGCAAUUUACGAUAUCUCGUAUUUUAAAGCCUAUAGUUUUGACACAUACAGUAUAGAUGAAAUUAGCUCCGUCUGAAGCGGGCCUGGAAAUAUUUUGAACAUUUAUUAUGUAUACAGAAUGUACUUUACUCUCAGGGAUAACUGAAAAUGGCAUUAUAUGUAGUGUAUUGGUUAUUACUAUUUUAUUAUAUUACCGAUAUCAAGAAUGGUAACUUUUUGUAUUAUACAAACUUGUACACAUUCCAUAACAGUCAUCGGAUGUCAUUUGUUUUAAUUUUUACUUCAUUUUCAUGUACAUGUAUAUAUUUUUUAUUGAAUUAUAUUGAUGACAAUAUAUACCAUAUAUAUAUAUAUAUAUAUAUUAUCAUAAAUUUAUUAUUUCAUAUAAGUAUACUCAAUGACGCCUGGGUAGAGAGACAAUUGUUGAGCGUAUACUUGAAUUGUCGAUAUUUUACAUACCAAAAUACUUAUCAAAUCAGGCUAACAGUGCUACCUGGUACUGCAACCAAAAUCCAAAAUCCUUUUUAAAUAAAUGUAGAUACAAGUACGUACCAAUGUUGACACUCGACAUAUUCUAUGCAAUAUCUUACAUAUUGUUUAUAUCAUUUUGUUUUCUCGUAUUUUUACCAAAAAAAAUUGUUUUAUACAUCCUUUUACAACUUAUUGAUUAAAGCAUUAUUCAAAA